This is a messenger RNA of Phoenix dactylifera (date palm), 1287 nucleotides long. Its product is annotated as mitochondrial outer membrane protein porin 1-like. Gene Ontology annotation, biological process: monoatomic anion transmembrane transport. Gene Ontology annotation, cellular component: mitochondrial outer membrane. Gene Ontology annotation, molecular function: voltage-gated monoatomic anion channel activity. Lineage: Eukaryota; Viridiplantae; Streptophyta; Magnoliopsida; Arecales; Arecaceae. The record is from RefSeq and is a predicted model, not a curated record.
AAAAAAACAGUUAUAAUUUAUCCGGUCAUCUUCGUUUCCUGUCGCCCAAGAAAUCCGAGCGGCUUCGCCUCCCCUCCUCCUCUCCCGUAAAAUCCCUCUCGAGCCUCUCGGUUUCUCUCAAGUAAUUUUGAGCGAGGAAACAUGGGUCCCGGCCUCUACUCCGAAAUCGGCAAAAAGGCGAGAGAUCUUCUUUACAAGGACUACCAUACGGACCAGAAGUUCACCGUGGCCACCUACACCGCCAAUGGAGUUGCCAUUACAGCAUCUGGUACAAAGAAAAAUGAACUGAUUUUUGGUGAGAUUCAAUCUCAGUUGAAGAACAAGAAUAUCACUGUUGAUGUCAAAGCAAAUUCAGACUCUAAUCUUUCAACAACAGUUACAGUCGAUGAACUUGCCACUCCUGGGUUGAAGACAAUUUUCAGCUUUGUGGUGCCCGAUCAGAGAUCUGGAAAGGUUGAACUGCAAUACCUGCAUGAUCAUGGAGGGGUUAAUGCUAGUAUUGGAUUAACUGCCAAUCCCAUUGUCAACCUUUCUGGUGUAGUUGGAACUGAUGCUGUUGCUGUUGGUGCCGACGUAUCAUUCGAUACUGCAAAUGGAGACUUCAUAAAGUGCAAUGCUGGGUUGAGCAUCACCAAUGCUGAUCUGAUUGCCUCGCUGACCGUGAAUGACAAGGGAGAUUGCGUGAAUGCUUCCUAUUAUCACUUGGUCAGUCCAUUAUCAAGCACAGCAGUUGGGGCUGAGCUUACCCACAGCUUCUCAAGCAAUCAGAAAAACACACUCACAUUUGGGACGCAACAUGCACUGGACCCUCUGACCCUGGUUAAGGCUCGGUUCAACAAUUAUGGUAAAGCUAGUGCUCUUAUCCAGCAUGAGUGGAGGCCUAAAUCAUUCCUUACCAUUACUGGGGAGGUUGAUACCAAGGCAAUCGAGAAGAGCUCCAAGGUUGGCCUGUCCUUGGUGCUUAGGCCAUAAUGAAAGAUCUCCUGAGCAUCACGUCACUUCCAUUCCGCACUUGUUCAAAUGGAAAAAGUUAGAAUCAAAAGGAAAUAAGACCUACGCAUUGUGACAGAAGCGUCUUUAUUGAUUUUAUGACUGCUGCUGUUUUUUUUUUUCUUUUACUUCCCUCUUACUGCAGUAUUAGGUUCUUCUUGGUUUACGUUUGGAUUGUAUGAAUAAUUUUAGUUGGGUGUCUAGGAGUAGAGAUUUCCUCCAACAUCAUUUCACUGUGACCGGCAAGAACUGAAAGCUGGUUUAAGCAGAUACAUAUUGCUUGCUUUUUUUUUUUUA